Messenger RNA from Zophobas morio, 3402 nucleotides. It is a transcript of the gene Stg1, whose product is annotated as stargazin-like protein. Lineage: Eukaryota; Metazoa; Arthropoda; Insecta; Coleoptera; Tenebrionidae. Bases 364 to 1686 code for a protein of 440 amino acids. Gene Ontology annotation, cellular component: postsynaptic density membrane; AMPA glutamate receptor complex. Gene Ontology annotation, biological process: transmission of nerve impulse; postsynaptic neurotransmitter receptor diffusion trapping; regulation of AMPA receptor activity. Gene Ontology annotation, molecular function: channel regulator activity; voltage-gated calcium channel activity. The transcript has 7 exons. The record is from RefSeq and is a predicted model, not a curated record.
UGAGCCUGCAGGAAGAUACGAGUGUCGCGAGACCACUUUGCUGAAACUUGCCGGUGCGAACCUGUCCAGCAGGAGUGCGCUCGGUGGAUUUUUUCCGAAAGUGCGGUCGAGGACAAUGCUCGACGGUUGCGUGUGAGAAAUUUUGGAAUUUUUGACGUGAGUUUAUGAAAUAUUCAGGUGAUGAAAGAAGGUUGGAAGUUCGUCGGGGAACUUUCUUCUACAAGUUGAAGAGAUAAAAAUCGACGAUAGCAACGAUGGCAGCAUAAUCCAGGCUUACUUAUGAGUAGAUGCUGCACAACGUAUUUUUGCUGGCGUAACCUCUUCGUCUUCAACAACUGGUAGUCAACAUUUUCUCUGAAGAGAAUGCAGAGGGCGUUGCCUAGAAAUGCGGGACCGUCCACUUCGGACGCCGACGCUACCAACCCCCUUGGACCCAUGGAGGCCACUUUAUCUUGCUUAUGGGUGCUGACACCACUGACGGCCACUGUAUCACUCCUAGUUGUUAUUAUAGCCAUGUUUACUAAUCAGUGGUUGCACACCGAAGAGAAGAUGAAUAAUCCAUCGUACAACGGAACUGGAGAAAAGGAUUAUUUGUCUAAACUUACCAUUUCAGGAUUAUGGAUGCUUUGCUUCACCAACCCUGGAGAGACUUUAUAUGACUGCAACAAAAUCGACUACUUCUCUAAAGAGGAAUACAGUCCCGAUCCUAAUGAUUCUACUAUGGCUAUACCAUACACAGUAACGAGGUCUGUGAUCUUUUUCUUGGCAGCUACCCUACUCCUGUGUAGCGGUUACUGCUGCUGCAUACUGGGGCAAUGCGUCCGCCACCGCACCCUCUACACAUUCAUAUCCGGAGUAAUUUUCAUAGUGACGGGUCUUGUGAUGCUCUUCGGCCUCAUCAUGUACAUUUCCAUCUUCAAAGCCGAGAUCGGCAGCAAACUGCGUCCUCAGUCUCAGCUCCAACCGCCGGCUUUUUACUACUGGUACGGCUAUUCCUUUCUACUCUACGUCAGCGGUUUAGUUACGACACAGCUGGCUGGAAUUAGCUCGAUUUUUCUCUUCAUCUACAAAGUCCAAUACGAAUGGCAGCGGAAGCACCUCGAAGACAUGAAACGUGGCAAAGCUCGCAAUCCUAUAACAUUCACCCACUACGACCCCUCCAUGUUCUACCCUUGUCGUAGACAUCCCCAAGCAUACAUCAACUCCAACAGCGCCAUCCAUUUCCCGGCCAGUUAUCCGACGCCGGUGCUCCAUCAGAAACGUUAUUUCUUCAGUAAAGAACCGUUGCAGGAGUCGCCUUGCAGCGUGCAUCGACCGAGGUCGCACUCGAAUUCGUUGAAGGAUGUUUCCAACUUCUACGACUUUCCGCCGCCACCAACGAUAAGUUAUCAGUUUGACGAGCAUUUCGGAAGUCCUAUCGGGAGAGAUUCAACGCUCCCCAGCCGACACUUCCCCCGAGACAUCACAACCAACACAGUGUCAACGACGGCCGACGUGAAUUGCGACGACUUCCUCGGCGAACCCUUCGACGACUACUCGCCGAGCAUCCAGCACGAGUUCGUCACCUUCGACUUGGACCAGCCGCUGCCGCUGAGGGCGCAAAGCAGCGUCUCCAUCGGCUCGCGGAACGGCAACGGCAGAAAAACUUUUGAAAGUGACACGCUGAGGAGGACUACGCCAGUUUGAAAGUGGCAUUUCCUGAUUUUGUAUACUCUAAUGCGGUAUUCGACGAGAAUAAGCGCUCCGAAGAAUGCUCAUUUCGUGGACGUUCGUGUGAUAUUUUACGAUCUAGUCAAACAAAUUUUUACUCAACCUUUUAAACUUUAAAUCAAAGUCACUGAAACAUCAUCAAAAGUUGUUUGUACCCGAAUAAUUAACGAAUUAACGGCGACACGAAUUUUUCAAGUGAAUGAAAGACCUAUUUUGUAAGGGCAAGAAGCCGUUGUUCCGAUUAUUGUGUGAGAGUGGUUUGAUUUCGAAAGAGGAGAGUGAAACGAGGUAACGACAGCAGCUUACAUAGUGCGCUUAUGAUUCUGACACAAAAAGUCAUUCCUAUGUCUAAUAUGAAGUAGUAACUUAAAUUGAAUUGACAGCACCAAAGGAAAUGAAGAUCGGUUAUUUCAACGCAAGAAGGUUCUAUCAAAUUGCAUACUACACUAAGAACGAUAGUGACGGCUUUUUUAAAGCACUGGUUCUAAUAUUCCAUAAUUUGUAAACAAAGACUCACCUAGAAAAAACUAACUCAAAACAGUAUAGAGAACUUUCAUCGUCAAAAUACAGUCAUAAUUUUGUAACAUUACACACUCUGUUCAUGUUUCUUUCAAAUGUACGGAAAUUGCAAUCUGUCAAAAACAAUCAGAGGAAAUAAUUUACACUAUUAAACCGAUCUUGAUUACAAGACUUACUACUCUUUCGUAAAUGGGCGGCAUGCAGACAAAAUUUCCAUCUGUCGUGUUAGUAAAUGAUUUAUCAUGUUGAUUUGUUUAUAGUUCUUUGCUCUGGUGCCACCCCUAGCUACCAGACCAUACACUACUCUGAUUUAACCUACUCGGCACUAAACAGUUCUGACUAAUUCAAGAAAUUUAUAAACAAUUUGACAAUCACGCUCUUAUUGCUAUUGGUUUUCGAUAUUUUAACAGUUACACAUCCCAACACAUUUUGGUGCCUUGAAAAUAAAACUAGUUUCCUGUAAAUAGAGGCUGUUUUUCUUUCUAUAUGUAGAUGUAGUUUUAGAUAUAUAUACUCGUACAAAACUUUUCAAAGCAUUCAUUUCACUAUAAAAGUAAAAUUUUUAAAUUUAUGAACUAAAAAACAAAACAAUUUGUCUUCACGGCAUGUCCAAUGUGUAACCAACGUUGUUUUUUUUUUAAUAAUUAGAAAACUCAUAUGGACAUAUGAUUUUAUUACAAAACAAAAUCGAAAUGCUCGACAGGGGUGAGAACAAAAAUCGUUUCAUGGUCCUUCGUACUUCAUGCAAUGGGCCACGGAAGACUACCAUUUACUAGGCAGCACCUAGGCAUAGUAGUUAAUUUUUAGGGCUUGCAAACUCAAAUACCGCAAGCAUUAGGAGCUCUAUUAAAAGUGUAAAUAACCGUGUCAUAAUUCAUCUUAAAGUAAUCUUUAUGCUAGUCGGCCAUGCUUAAAGUUUUCAAAAGCUCGAAACACAGGGCCGGAUUCACUGAAGGGUGUAGACAAAAUCGACCUAUUGUAGAGCAACUUAACUUCACCACAAUAAGAAGCAGUCGUAAAAAUGCAGUCACUCUGGGACUACUUUAACAAGAAAAUCAUUUACAAAUAUCAUCCCAAUCCAACCUUGUCCUUUUGUAGGACCAAUGGGAAAAAGGAUACAAUACGAUGGUUUUGUUCUGUUUUUCACUACUGCUGCUUUCAUCAGUCGUAGCG